Phycomyces blakesleeanus NRRL 1555(-) is the source of this 813-nucleotide messenger RNA. RefSeq lists its product as hypothetical. The record is from RefSeq and is a predicted model, not a curated record. The coding region runs from base 1 to 813 and encodes 270 amino acids. Lineage: Eukaryota; Fungi; Mucoromycota; Mucoromycetes; Mucorales; Phycomycetaceae. The transcript is spliced from 11 exons.
AUGUCCAGUCUAAUAGCAGCACAGUGUUUUCUUGUGCAUGUUUUUUCUGUCUUCUAUGCCCAGCGUCCAUUCCACUGUAGCCACGGAGAGGUCCUUCACGUCAAGUUCAUGUACCAGUUCCGUUUUGCUUUUAAGCACAAGUACUUUUUAAACCCUACGCAGUUAUCUGCUAGCACAAGUACUUUUCAAGCCUUCCGUAGCUGUUUGCUAGUAUUCAAAGGUAUGCUUAUGGAGAGGUGUACCGAGAACCAGCUCAGUAUUUUUACACCCUUUGCAUGGUCAUUGAGUACCUCGUAUUCUAUCGGUCACGAUAUAUCAAAAGGAAUAUACUCAUUGAGUUCGCUCAAGGUACCAUGGCCUAAAAUUGGUCCGUACUUUGAGCGAUUCUACCUGCAUUUACUGCAGUGGAAAAGAAACCAAAAGGGAUUCCGUCUUGGACUUUAUUGUUUGAGAUGGAGAAGCUCCAAUGCAUACCAACAAGUCAGUAGCCUUCACUCCAUGGAAAAGGUUACUGGAGGGACGUUGGAUAUUGGCUCUCCAGAUUUUGUCCUUCGGGGCAUGUCAAGAUUGUCACAGAAAGCACCUGGACGUGAAGUAAUGCAGGUAGAUUCCAGCAAAAUCGCCAGAUUACCCAAACUGGACAUGAGGGACGAACCCGAAGCAAAGUUAAGGUGCCUAAGUAAAUGCUAUGCUGUUCACUUGGGUGUCUCAGACACCUGUCCCGAGCAGUUUGGCAUUAAAGCAUUUCACCGAUACUUUGCCGUCAUGGUAAAUUUGAUGCCAUGCCGAGUAGGCAGGAAUGAGGGUUGUUGA